This is a messenger RNA of Pogoniulus pusillus (Red-fronted tinkerbird), 1184 nucleotides long. Its product is annotated as olfactory receptor 14A16-like. Gene Ontology annotation, biological process: G protein-coupled receptor signaling pathway. Gene Ontology annotation, molecular function: odorant binding; G protein-coupled receptor activity; olfactory receptor activity. The record is from RefSeq and is a predicted model, not a curated record. Gene Ontology annotation, cellular component: membrane. NCBI's taxonomy places the organism in Eukaryota, Metazoa, Chordata, Aves, Piciformes, Lybiidae. Bases 252 to 1184 code for a protein of 310 amino acids. The transcript is spliced from 3 exons.
GGAGGCCACAGAGUGUCCCAGAAUGUCCUGCCCUGCUCACUGCUCACCCUCACUCCCCACUGCCUCCAGCAGAGGCCAGAGGCACAGGGAGGGAGAGCAGGAGGAGAUGAUCGAGAGUAGAGCUUCCCAGCUGGACUGUCAGAGCCACAGACAUGAGAGCUGCUCUCUGCUGGGAUGAGUGCCAGGCUGGAAGCUGAGAGUGCACAAAGCUCCUCCAAAGGAAGAGAAUCACCCAUAUCAAGAGGCAGCAGAUGUCCAACAGCAGCUCCAUCAGCCACUUCCUCCUCCUGCCAUUCCCAGGCACACAGCAGCUGCAGCUCCUGCACUUCUGCCUCUCCCUGGCCACCUACCUGGCUGCCCUCCUGGGCAACAGCCUCAUCAUCACCACCAUCGCCUGGCACCACCACCUGCACACCCCCAUGUACUUCUUCCUCCUCAACCUCGCCCUCCUUGAUCUUGGCUUAAUCUCCACCACUGUUCCUAAAUCUAUGGCCAGCUCUUUCUGGGGCACCAGGGACAUCUCCUAUGCAGGUUGUGCUGCUCAGGUCUUCUUUGUGUUAUUCUUUAUUGACACAGAGUUUUUUCUCCUCACCAUCAUGGCCUACGACCGCUACGUUGCCAUCUGCAGGCCCCUGCACUAUGGCACCCUCCUGGGCAGCAGAGCUUGUGCCCACAUGGCAGCAGCUGCCUGGGCCUGUGGCUUUCUCAGUGCUCUGCUGCACACAGCCAAUACAUUUUCCCUGCCCCUCUGCCAGGGCAAUGCUGUGCACCAGUUCUUCUGUGAGAUCCCCCAGAUCCUCAAGCUCUCCUGCUCCACAGCCUACCUCAGGGAACUUUGGCUCAUUGUGGUCAGUGUCUGUGUAUUCUUUGCCUGUUUUGUGUUCAUUGUGGUGUCCUAUGUGCAGAUCUUCAGGGCAGUGCUGAGGAUGCCCUCUGAGCAGGGACGCCACAAAGCCUUUGCCACCUGCCUCCCUCACCUGGCUGUGCUCUCUCUAUGUCUCAGCACUGGCAUCGUUGCCUACUUGAAGCCCCCAUCCAUGUCCUCCCCAUCCUCAAACCUGGUUGUGUCAGUUUUGUACUCAGUGGUGCCUCCAGCAGUGAACCCUCUCAUCUACAGCCUGAGGAACCAGGAGCUGAAGGCUGCCCUGAGCAAACUGCUCCCUGGAUGCUGUCAGAAGCAAUAA